AUGGCUGUGUUCCGGUUCUCCAGGCUGGACGUGGGCCUGACGGUCCUGGGACUGGGAGCUCUUGUGUUGGACAUAGUCCUGGACGUGAGGACAGCUGUGGAGCUGUACCAGGAAGGAGACAUCCUUCGUCUGUCUGUGCUGCUGCUGCUGCUGGUGUCCUCGUCUCUCCUGGUGCAGAGCUACAGCUGGCUCUGGUACAGCUACGAUGGUUUCCACAGAGACACUAGAGUGGAACAGGCCCUCAGUUUGAGAACCCUUAGGAUCCUGCACUGUCUGCAGCUGGGGACAUACCUCAGACACCUGGGCGUCCUGGAGCUGGCUGUGGGACAUGUCUUCUGUGGGACAGACCAGAGGGACCUGUCAGUGUUCCUCAGUCAUGACGUGGCCAUGCUGCGGCUGGUGGAGGCCUUCUCCGAGUCCCUGCCUCAGCUGGUCCUCAUGCUCUCAACCAGCAUCCACAGGGGGGAGCUGCACCUCUGGCCAGGUCUUAAAGCCGCGGCCUCAGCCCUGUGCGUGUCCUUCACGGUCCUGUCGUACCAUCGGUCCCUGAGGUCCUUCCUGCCGGACAAACAGAAACAGAGUGUGUUGUCCUCACUGGUGUUCCUGGUGUGGAACCUGCUGUUGCUGGUGUCCCGCGUGUCUGCACUUUCUCUGGUCAUGUCCUCGUGGCCGUGUCUGUCACUGGUCCACGUCCUCUGCUCCUGGUUGGUUCUGUCGGGCUGCGCCUGGUUCUGUAGAACUGCCUUCAUGUCCAGCCCUGGUGGCGAGCUGCUGUACCGUGGCACCGUGGGGCUCAUCUGGUACUUCACCUGGUUCAACGUGGUGGAAGGGAAGACGUUUCUACGGACGGCGCUCUACCAUGUGUACCAACUGCUGGACAUCAGUCUGCUGUGCUCCGUGUGGGUCUGGACCAGGGAGCUCCAGACGCAGGACCUCCUGCUGAGUCUGGCCGUCCUAGUCACGUACAAUGUGGGGCUGAUGGUGAAGGGGCUGUACUAUCGAUGUCUGCAUCCCAACCUCAGAGUCCAGGACCAGGUGGACUCAGGCCACAGCAACACGUGUGUGAGCCUGGAUGGAGCGAAACACAGCUGCAGGUCUGAGGUCUCCUUUAAAGUUCAUCAUAGAAGAACGUAA
Messenger RNA from Knipowitschia caucasica, 1134 nucleotides. NCBI's taxonomy places the organism in Eukaryota, Metazoa, Chordata, Actinopteri, Gobiiformes, Gobiidae. The record is from the annotation of a GenBank genome assembly.